This is a messenger RNA of Aureobasidium vineae, 1083 nucleotides long. The record is from the annotation of a GenBank genome assembly. NCBI's taxonomy places the organism in Eukaryota, Fungi, Ascomycota, Dothideomycetes, Dothideales, Saccotheciaceae.
AUGACCCGCGUACUUUUGACUGGAGGCUCUGGCUUCAUCGCUGCCCAUGUUCUUGACAUCUUGCUUGAGCAUGGUCACUCGGUCGUAACGACUGUCCGUUCUCAAGAAAAGGCCAACAAGAUCAAGGAGGCCCACCCCAACGUCUCCGAGAAGCAACUUUCCUUCGCCAUUGUCGAAGAUAUUGCACAAGAGGGCGCCUUUGACAAGGCCGUCGUGUCAGACCCUCCUUUCGAGGCCGUCGUUCACACUGCUUCUCCCUUCCACUUUAACGUCACAGAUAUUCAGAAGGUUAGUCGCUUCUUUCCACCUACAUGUGAUCAACUAUGGCACAGUACUGACCAUAUCCCANNGGAACUGCUUGACCCCGCCGUUAUCGGAACCACUGGUAUCCUGAAGUCGAUCAAAAAGAGCGCACCAUCUGUCAAGCAUGUUGUCAUCACCUCAAGCUUUGCAUCCAUUGUCAACCCCAGCAAGGGUAACUGGCCCGGUCACAAGUACACCGAGGCUGAUUGGAACCCCAUCACCCACGAAGAGGCUCUCCAGAGCCCUCCUGCUGGAUACCGUGCCAGCAAGACAUUCGCCGAGAAGGCUUCUUGGGACUUCGUCGAGAAGGAGAAGCCCAACUUCACUCUUUCGACCAUCAACCCUCCCCUUGUUCUUGGUCCCAUCGUCCACUACCUCAACUCGCUCGAAUCGUUAAACACCAGUAACCAGCGCAUCAGAGAUAUCUACCAGGGCAAGGCCAAGGACGAGAUCCCUGAGACUGGUACCUUCUUGUGGGUCGACGUUCGCGACCUUGCACUCUCCCACGUCAAGGCCAUUGAAGUCGAAGGCGCCAUCAACAAGAGAUUCUUCGUUACCGCAGGCUACUUCUCCAACAAGGAGAUUGCCCAGAUCAUCAAGAAGGAAUACCCUCAGACCAAGGACUUGCCUUCCGACAGCACUCCCGGCGGCGACUACCCCAAGGACGGUGUUUACGGCUUCGACAACAGCAGAACCAAGGACGUGCUGGGCAUUCAGUUCAAGUCACUUCACGAGUCGAUCAAGGACACUGUCAAGUCGUUCCAGUCGGUCGGUGCAUGA